AGAAAAACUAUCGUCACAAUACAAGAAUUAGGAACAGCCCUACUCAUUCAUUUUUAACGUCAAAUGUGCAUAAAAUUACGUGACACGUAGAAGCAAAGAGAUUAUUCAAUCUAAUUAUUCUUAAGUUAAAAACAGUUUUCUUUAAGUUUGGUAUUUCCAAAGUGUAUAAAAAAGACACGGUACAGAAAAAAGACUCACCAAAAUGUUAUAUCUUGAGGAUUAUUUAGAAAUGAUCGAACAUCUGCCACAGGAACUUAGGGAUAGAUUUACUGAAAUGCGAGAGAUGGACUUAUCUGUUCAAAAUAGUAUGGACACAUUGGAAAAAAGAGUCCGCACAUUAUUUGGUGGUUGUCGGCGUGGCGAAAUGAACACAGAUCAAGCUAACACAGAAUUUGCAGAUAUAAAGCAUGGGUAUAACAAAACAUUAGAAGAGGCAGAUGAAAAAGUAGCUUUGGCUAACCAAAUGCGUGAUUUAGUUGAUCGAUAUUUACGAAGGCUGGAUACUGAAUUGCAUAAAUUCAAAUGUGAAUUAGAGGCAGAUAAUAAGGGCAUAACAGAGUUGCUUGAGAAAAGAUCCCUUGAUUUAGACAGCAACACAAAUCACACUGCUACAUCUAAUAACAACCAUUACAAAGAAAACAGAUACCGUAUCAGAGCAGAAAAACGCAGAGAUAGCUGGGGUACCAGGGAAUCACGAGCUCAUGCCACCACGGGCAACCUUUCCAGAACCGACUCUGCUAUACAGGCUGCCCUGGGACGUGAUUCAUAUUCUUUGGGUCAUGCCGGCAGUGCCAUAGCCGCAGCAGCUAGCCAGGCUAUAGCCGCCACACAACAGAUGCAGCAGGGACGACGAACAGCUUCGUUAAAGGCGUCCUACGAGGCGGUGGCCGGUGGUGAACUGCAACACGCUCACCAUCUACAUCACGCAGCCGCCGUUGCCCACCAUGACCACGGACAUGGUGUCAGUGCUGGUCACAGUCAAGCCACGAGUGUUCAUGGGCAUCAUACAACAUCACACGGUCACAGCAACUCAUCAUCAUCAUCUAAUAAAAGACAAAAGCAAAAAAAAACAAACUACAGUUCAUCGUCGAAUAUAUCGGCCCACGCACAGCAAUCUGUCGCGGCUGCUAGUCGCUCUUCGUCGCCCACUGUUGUGGGCAACAUUGUGAAUAAUGUGACUAUUGAGGAACCCAUGGAAGAGGAAUGGACAUACGACCCCAACGAGCCACGCUACUGUAUUUGCAACCAAGUGUCCUAUGGGGACAUGGUCGCCUGUGAUAAUCAAGACUGUCCAUAUGAGUGGUUCCAUUACCCCUGUGUUGGUAUCACCGCUCCACCAAAGGGCAAAUGGUAUUGCCCUCAGUGUCAAAAUCUCCGGCGCAACCGCACCCAUCGAAAGAACUGAACUACCUAAUGCAAUUAGCUACUUCCUAAAAAUAUAUUAAAAAUAUAUGCAUUUGAAUCAUAACAAUAAUAUUUAGUGCAUUUGUAAUGUUGAAUUGUGUUCGGUUCUUAAAUAUUUAAGGCAAAUUUGACUCAUUAAGUAAGUGAGUAUUAGCAAAAAUAUCUUUAGUAUGCACUUUAGGGGCUUAAUAAAACCGUUUAACAAUAUAGACUUCU
This is a messenger RNA of Achroia grisella, 1620 nucleotides long. RefSeq names its product inhibitor of growth protein 3 (gene Ing3). The record is from RefSeq and is a predicted model, not a curated record. NCBI's taxonomy places the organism in Eukaryota, Metazoa, Arthropoda, Insecta, Lepidoptera, Pyralidae. The transcript is spliced from 11 exons. Gene Ontology annotation, cellular component: NuA4 histone acetyltransferase complex. Gene Ontology annotation, biological process: regulation of DNA-templated transcription. The coding region runs from base 203 to 1405 and encodes 400 amino acids.